AGCGGCUCGCUCUGCGUCCCGGCGCUCGGCUUUCCCUCGGCGGAUCCCGCCCUCCGUCGCGGCGGCGCGGUGCACCUUGGGAUAGGGAGCGAUCUCCGAGCGAGGCAGCAAGAUGGACGCGGGAUUCUUCCGCGGAACAAGUGCAGAACAGGAUAAUCGGUUCAGCAACAAGCAGAAGAAGCUACUGAAGCAGCUGAAAUUUGCAGAAUGCCUAGAAAAAAAGGUGGACAUGAGCAAAGUAAAUUUGGAGGUUAUAAAGCCUUGGAUAACAAAACGAGUAACAGAAAUCCUUGGGUUUGAAGAUGAUGUUGUGAUUGAGUUUAUAUUCAACCAGCUGGAAGUGAAGAAUCCAGAUUCCAAAAUGAUGCAAAUCAACCUGACUGGGUUUUUGAAUGGAAAAAAUGCUAGAGAAUUUAUGGGAGAGCUGUGGCCCCUGCUGUUAAGUGCACAGGAAAACAUCGCUGGAAUCCCUUCUGCUUUCCUAGAACUGAAGAAAGAAGAAAUAAAACAGAGACAAAUUGAGCAAGAAAAAUUGGCAUCUAUGAAAAAGCAAGAUGAAGACAAAGAUAAGAGAGAUAAGGAAGAAAAGGAAAGCAGCAGAGAAAAAAGGGAGAGGUCUCGAAGCCCGAGAAGACGCAAAUCCAGAUCUCCUUCCCCUAGAAGACGGUCUUCUCCUGUCAGGAGAGAGAGAAAGCGCAGUCAUUCUCGAUCUCCCCGUCACAGAACCAAGAGCCGGAGUCCUUCCCCUGCUCCAGAAAAGAAGGAGAAAACUCCAGAGCUCCCAGAACCUUCAGUGAAAGUAAAAGAACCUUCAGUACAAGAGGCCACUUCUACUAGUGACAUUCUGAAAGUUCCCAAGCCUGAACCUGUACCAGAGCCUAAAGAACCUUCACCAGAAAAAAAUUCUAAAAAGGAAAAGGAGAAGACUCGACCAAGAUCUCGGUCUCGUUCCAAGUCAAGGUCCCGGACGCGUUCUCGCUCUCCUUCUCAUACUCGACCUAGACGGCGUCAUAGAUCCCGAUCAAGAUCAUACUCACCUAGAAGGCGACCCAGCCCAAGAAGGCGACCGUCUCCUCGGAGGAGAACUCCACCAAGGCGAAUGCCUCCUCCACCAAGACAUAGAAGGAGUAGAUCUCCAGUUAGACGAAGAAGGCGCUCAUCAGCAUCCUUGUCUGGGAGUAGCUCAUCGUCCUCUUCGUCUCGUUCCCGGUCACCACCAAAGAAGCCACCCAAGAGGACAUCCAGCCCCCCUCGAAAAACUCGUAGGUUAUCUCCUUCAGCAAGUCCUCCAAGGCGACGGCACCGACCAUCACCUCCAGCAACUCCACCGCCAAAAACUCGUCAUUCCCCAACACCCCAGCAGUCAAACCGUACAAGAAAAAGUCGUGUUUCUGUCUCUCCAGGGAGAACUUCAGGUAAAGUGACAAAACAUAAAGUUGCUGAGAAAAGAGAGUCCCCUUCACCAGCACCCAAGCCUAGAAAAGUAGAGUUAUCUGAAUCGGAAGAAGAUAAAGGUGGCAAAAUGGCAGCAGCAGAUUCUGUGCAGCAGAGACGCCAGUAUAGACGACAAAACCAGCAGUCUUCAUCUGAUUCUGGGUCUUCAUCCUCUUCAGAAGAUGAGCGGCCCAAGAGGUCCCAUGUGAAGAAUGGUGAGGUAGGCAGGCGGCGGAGACAUUCGCCUUCCCGGAGUGCCUCUCCAUCACCACGAAAGCGUCAGAAAGAGACUUCCCCUCGGAUGCAGAUGGGAAAGCGAUGGCAAUCGCCAAUGACUAAAAGUGGUAGACGGAGGAGAAGUCCCUCCCCACCACCCACCAGAAGGCGACGUUCUCCUUCCCCUGCUCCUCCUCCACGACGACGUAGGUCUCCCACACCACCACCACGGCGAAGGACUCCUUCUCCUCCUCCUCGUCGGCGCUCACCAUCCCCAAGAAGAUACUCUCCUCCAAUACAGAGGAGAUACUCCCCUUCUCCACCUCCAAAGAGAAGAACGGCUUCUCCCCCUCCCCCUCCUAAACGAAGGGCAUCACCAUCUCCACCGCCAAAGCGUAGGGUUUCCCAUUCUCCACCUCCCAAACAAAGAAGCUCCCCAGUCACCAAGAGACGGUCACCUUCAUUAUCAUCAAAACAUAGGAAAGGGUCUUCCCCAAGCCGAUCUACCCGGGAGGCCCGAUCACCACAACCAAACAAACGGCAUUCGCCCUCGCCACGGCCUCGAGCUCCUCAGACCACCUCAAGUCCUCCCCCUGUUCGAAGAGGAGCGUCGUCAUCACCCCAAAGAAGGCAGUCCCCUUCUCCAAGUACUAGACCCAUUAGGAGAGUCUCCAGGACUCCAGAACCUAAAAAGACAAAAAAGGCUGCCUCACCAAGCCCUCAGUCUGUAAGGAGGGUCUCAUCCUCUCGAUCUGUCUCAGGAUCUCCUGAGCCAGCAGCUAAAAAACCCCAAGCACCCCCAUCCCCUGUCCAGUCUCAGUCACCCUCUACAAACUGGUCACCAGCGGUACCGGUCAAAAAGGCUAAAAGCCCGACACCAAGCCCAUCACCGGCAAGGAAUUCGGACCAAGAAGGAGGUGGGAAAAAAAAGAAGAAAAAGAAGGAUAAGAAACACAAAAAGGAUAAGAAGCACAAGAAGCACAAAAAACACAAGAAGGAGAAAGCUGUGGCUGCAGCUGCUGCAGCUGCUGUAACUCCUGCAACCAUUGCCGCUCCCACAACCACAUCAGCACAGGAAGAACCAGAGGCAGAGCCAGAACCUAAGAAGGAGACCGAAAGUGAAGCUGAAGAUAACCUUGAUGACCUGGAAAAGCACCUGCGUGAAAAGGCCCUGAGAUCAAUGCGGAAGGCUCAAGUGUCCCCACAGUCUUAGAUGGAAAUGUUUGUUAUGAUGUAAAUUUUAUUUGGUUUGUACGCAAUUCAAUUUCAAAAUUGCUAAAACGUGUUUGAGCUUUAGACUAUAACAUUUGUUGUAAUAAUUGCUAGGUUGAAGUUCACCAUGUAAAAAAGGGGGCAUGGAUUUACAUUGCAAAAGGUGUCCACAGUGUAGUAGUGACAUUCUUUCAUUGACAGCUGAUGUAAUUCAUUUAGAGUGAAAAAUUUUAAGCCAAAAAAAAAAAAAAAAUCCCUUUUUAAAAAAAGGGGGUUUAAAUUUGGUUGGCAUUUUCAUGGUUCCUCUAAUAAAUGCCCCUGGCUAUUCCCAGCGGCUUUUUUGUUUGUUUGUUUUCCCCCUUUACUUUUCUCAUUUGAGUAUUAGCGCCCAUUUUAAGUUAUGAUACUUCCAACCUUACAUGGUUUGUAAGCUUGCCCAGAGAUAAGACCACUGUUGACGUACCACAAAAGUAUAAGUGAACAUUGUAAUGCCGCAAUCUUCCCUGUUGCCUGUGGAGUCUCUGCUGAAGUGAAUCAGGAUUUGAGCUCUAGAAAGAGACAAAAUGAAAGCGUGUUGUUCGCCAGGACACUGUGGGUUUAUAUCGAUGUGUAACAGUUGAUUUGGAACACUGGAAUUUGAUUCUAUUCUUUUUUUUUUUUUUCCUUUUCUUUUGUAAAGGCAGUUAACUAGUCCCAAGAAGGAUCCUUCAAGUUAUAUAAAAUUUUGUUUUUGAAAUGUCAUGGCUCAUUCAUAAUUUUGUCUUGUUCUUCCAAUUGGUAUAUACAAUUUUCAGAGCUCUUGUAUUUGGAAGGCUGAAAGGGCCCAGACUUUGAAAUAGUGUCUUGUUUUCACUGUUUCUGUUUUUUUUUUGUUUUCGUUUUUCAGGUUUUUUUUUUUUUUUUUUUUUUUAAACUAAAGCUAUAUAAGCUUGUGGAUUAAACAGAAUAAAUUUCUAAAUUUAAAAUCGUUUGCCACUCUCUUUCCUUACAUGUCUCAGUUAUCAGAGAAACCUAAUUUUUUUUAGAAAUCUUACAGUAUCUAGGUUUUUACUCCUUGGCACCUUUUGGGGAAGCUAGAUACAGAAAAUAAAAGGUGGUGAAAUUAAAGUUGGACCAUUGUUAUUCUAACAACGACCAGUACUCUUAAGGGAAAGUGCAGGAUGCAGUAGAACUUAGAGCCAGGACAGGGCAAGAUAACCAGGGAAAGAGUGAGAGGAGAGUAUUUCAGGCAGAGCAAAUAGAUCCUGAGGCAGAAGGAACUUGGCGCAUUCGAGGAAGUAGAUGAAGGCUAAGGAAUGAGUAGAGCGCCCUUCCUUUAUCGGCUGUGUUGCUAUAGGUGUUUGGCUACCCAUAAUCCAGUAAUUUUUGCAGAGCAAGAAAUUUUGAAGAAACUGAGUUGAUAGCAUAGUAAAAGGUAAAACAACAUUAAUAUGAAAGAAAAGAUUUUUGUCACCAGGAAUCUAAGCCAAGCAGGUUGAUACGUGGCAGUUAAUUUGAUUAUAAUUUCUGAUAGUUGAAGCAAAAAGAGAUGCCUUAUAGUCUAAUUUCAUGAAAACUUAGCAGGGUUUCUUUUUUUUUAUUGCCUUAGGGACGUGGACAAUGAGCUUUUUUUAAAAAAUAUAUCCAUGAGGAGAUACCAAGUAGGCAAUUGUGUUUACAGGUCUUCAGAGGAAAGAUUUUACUUAUUUUUUAUUAUGCUUUAAGUGAACGUUUACAGCUCAAGUUAGUUUCUUAUACAAAAAUUUGUACAUACAUUGUUAAUGUGACCCUAGCUGCUCUCCCUAUAAUGUGACAGCACACUCCCCCUUUGCACCCCGGGUUUCUCAUGUCCAUUCAACCAGCUCCUGUCCCUUUCUGCUCCCAUCUCGCCUCUAGACAGGAGCUGCUCAUUUAGUCUUAUGUAUCUACUUGAGCUAAGAAGCACACGCUUCCUGAGUAUAAUUUUAUGUCUUACAGCCCAGUCUAAUCUUUGUCUGAACUGAAGAGUUGCCCUCAGGAAUGAUUUUAGUUUUGGGCUAACAGUCCAGGGGCCCUGUCUUCCAGGGUUCUUCCAGUCUCAGUCAGACCAUUAAGUCUGGUCUUUUUAUUAGAAUUUGCAUUCUGCACCCCACAUUUCUCCUGCUCCAUCAAGGACUCUGAGAGUCUGUUUUUAAAGUGAUUUGCAUCAAGGCUAAAGCUUGGUAGGAUGCCUUCCAUAGAGACAGAACUAAGGUCUGUAGUGACUACCCAUGCUUGAUAAUAAAUGGUAGCAACUCAGAGUUUUCAGGGAUCUUCACAUGGCUUCCUUUUGAUUUUUUUAAUUCUGUGAUAUAGUAAAAGCACAGAUUAUCCUGUUUCUAAGAUGGUUAUUACUGACAUCCUUUCAAAUACGAACAAACCAGUGAACAUUGUUAUGGUACUUGUGUCUAUUUAGCCAUUCAUUCAUUCAGUCUAGUUAUUGUCUUAUUUAUUCGUUCAAUCAAUACAUUUUUAUUCCUGUCCUUGACUAAACUGCUCUUGUUAAGGUUACCAGAAAAAUCCACUUUGCCAAAGUGAAUGAUCAAUUCUCAAUCAUUAUUUUUACUUGCCCUCUUAGCAGGAUUUGGCCCACUUGUUCGCUUUGCCUUUCUUGAAACACUUAGUUUCUAGGAGGCAGCGCUGGUUUUCUUCCUACCUCGCUGGCUGUUCAUUUUUUCUCUAAUGAAUCCUUUCAGACAUGAAGUGAUGGAUUUUUUCUGUCUUUGUAUUUGGUGGCCUUCUCUAUACUUAAUCCUUAGUCCCUUUGAUUUUUAAUGCUAUCUUUAUGCAGAUAAAUCUAUAUGUCUAGCCCAGACUCCCCCCUGAGCUAGACACGAACCCAGCUACCUAUUUGGUAACUUAGAUUUGCAUGGCUAAGAGGCAUCCCAAAUUGAACGUAUCCAAGAUAGACUUUUUUAUACCAUCCCUGUACCCAUCGUACCCUGAUCUCCCAGUCGUCUUCAUUUCAGUCAGUACCUGUUACCAUCAUUUUACUCAGACCAAACUUGGAGUCAUAUCAUUGUCGUUGGGUGCCAUUGAGUUGAUUCCAACUUAGCGACCCCAUGUGACGGUAAAACUGGCCAAGUUAUAGCUAAGGUUUUAUCUGAAAUAUAGGGCCAUUAGUAGUACCUCAAUGAGCCCUGGUGGCACAGUGGUUAAGCACUUGGCUGCUAACCAAAAGGUUGGCAGUUUGAACCCACCAGCUGCUCCACAGGAGAAAGAUGUGGCAGUCUGGUUCUGUAAAGAUUUACAGCCUUGGAAACCCUGUGGGGCAGUUUCUACUCUGUCCUUUCUUGGCUGAAAUUUUAUGGAAGCAAAUUGCCAGGUCUUGCCCCUGAAGAGCUGCUAGGUGGGUUUGAACCACCAGCCUUUCUGUAAGUAGCUGAGUGCUUAACCGUUCUGCCACCAGGGCUUUUUAUAUAAUGCAUUUGUAAAGUGCUUUGUAGUAUGCAUACCCAUCGUGAAUGUUAGGGAUGGGGGAUUGUGGCCAAGCAAAAAUUUGUUCACAUUAUAUACAGAGAAUGCAGAAGGAGACUUGGGGAAAUCUGACUUAACUGGUAGCUGCAGGAAUAGUCGAUACUGCACCCCUUUAAAUUCCUGCCAUCUGAUAAAGAACCCAACAUUUUUCUCAGUCUACCUGUGUACUUUCUACUAUUGUAACAGUCACAUAAAACGGUGAAUGUUGACCAAAAAAGCCAAACCUGUUGCAAAUGAGUCUGACUCAUAGUGACCCUAUAGGACAGAGUAGAACUGCUCCAUACCGUUUCCAAGGAGCACCUGGUGGAUUCGAACUGCCAACCAUUUGGUUAGCAGCCAAACUCUUAACCUCUAUGCCACCAGGGUUUCCAGUGAGUGUAGAAGCACUACCUAAAUGUGUUAUCAGAAGAGCACUGGGACUUAGGAUAUAUCUUAUUACCCCCAAGAAAUCCAAGUUUACAAGUUAAAAUUUACAUGGCAUAAUAUUUUGAGGGUCCAACACUGCUCAGUCCUGAAAGACUAGCUCCAUCGUGUAGAGAGCAAGAGUUUGUCCUUUUUGCUUAUUGCCUUUGGACUGACUCUUAAAAAGAACCAAACCGUUGCCGUCAAGUCGAAACCAAAUCAUAGCAACCCUAUAGGACAGAGCAGAACUGUCCCAUAGGGUUUCCAAGGAGUGUACGGUGGAUUCGAACUGGCAACCUUUUGAUUAGAAGCUGUAGCUUGCCAGCACUGUCACUCUUAGGCCCAAUUAUUGCUGUGCUUCUAAUUGGUCUUCCACGGGAACCUGUUAUUUUAAAAAAAGAUGGAUUGAGAAGGACCCCAGUGGUCAUGGCCCCCAGAUCUUCUGUUGGCCCAGGACAGGAACCAUUCCCAAAGCCAACUCUUCAGACAGGGAUUGGACUGGACAAUGGGUUGGAGAGGGAUGCUGGUGAGGAGUGAGCUUCUUGGAUCAGGAGGACACUUGAGACUGUUGGCAUCUCCUGCCUAGAGGGGAGAUGAGAGGGUAGAGGGGGUUAGAAACUGGCGAUGUGGACAUGAAAAGAGAGGGAAGGGGGAGAGCGGGCUGUCUGAUUAGGGGGAGAGCAACUGGGAGUAUGUAGCAAGGUGUAUAUAAGUUUUUGUGCCAGAGACUGACUCGAUUUGUAAACCUCUUAAAGCACAAUAAAAAAAAAAAAAAAAAAAAA
Messenger RNA from Loxodonta africana (African savanna elephant), 7520 nucleotides. RefSeq names its product serine and arginine repetitive matrix 1 (gene SRRM1). Gene Ontology annotation, molecular function: RNA binding. Lineage: Eukaryota; Metazoa; Chordata; Mammalia; Proboscidea; Elephantidae. The transcript has 18 exons. Gene Ontology annotation, biological process: mRNA processing; regulation of mRNA splicing, via spliceosome. Bases 113 to 2863 code for a protein of 916 amino acids. The record is from RefSeq and is a predicted model, not a curated record. Gene Ontology annotation, cellular component: spliceosomal complex.